CCCCCUCAGGAAGUGACGACAGAAGUGCCCUUGACCGGUGAGGAGGGACCCGCUGUGCAUCCCUCCGCUCUCGCUGCAGAGAGAUGGCUCAGCGACUUCUGAGGAGGUUCCUGACCUCCAUAAUCUCUGGGAAGCCCUCUCAGAGUCGGUGGGCACCCGUUGCCUCCAGGGCCCUGCAGACCCCACAGUACGGUCCUGGUUACCUGACAGUAGCACCCAGCCAAGCCCGAUCUAUAUACACCACCAGAGUCUGUUCAACAACCUUUAACAUCCAGGAUGGACCUGACUUUCAAGACCGAGUUGUCAAUAGUGAGACACCAGUGGUUGUGGAUUUCCAUGCACAGUGGUGUGGUCCCUGCAAGAUCCUGGGGCCCCGGUUAGAGAAGGUGGUGGCCAAGCAGCAUGGAAAGGUGGUGAUGGCCAAAGUGGAUAUCGAUGACCACACAGACCUCGCCCUAGAGUAUGAGGUGUCAGCUGUGCCCACCGUACUGGCCAUGAAGAAUGGAGACGUGGUGGACAAGUUUGUGGGGAUCAAAGAUGAAGACCAGCUAGAGGCCUUCCUGAAGAAACUGAUUGGCUGACAAGCAGGGAAGCAUCCUGACUGCCCCUGCCUUCCAGGGCCCCGAGGUCCCCGGGGGACCCCAAUAGAACUCGCCGCCCUUUUGUGCUGGCCCCUCCCACCUCCUCCCUCUGUCUGGCCCCUGUGGGCCUGUGCUUUGGAGACCAGGCCUCCAAAAUUAGGAGUCUCAAGUGCUCCUGACCUGCUGCCCUCCAGGGUGGCCACCCGAGGAAUGGGGCUGCUGCAAAACUGGGGCAGCUGUCUUCCCAGCCACUCCAUCUGCUCCCUCUAGGGCUUGAGGCCCUGCUUCUGGGAUGCUGGGACACAGCCCAGGGCCAACCUGCAAUAGCAGCUUCGUCCUGCCUCCUUGCUCCUUUCUGAUCUGAAUCCUGGGGCCUGGCUCACCUGCCUCCUGCAUUUUUCUUUCCUGCCGCUGUUUUGUGAAAAGACAAGGAAAAAAACCCAGACAAGUGAGAGUAAUACAUGUAAUUCUCUCAUUUUUUGUAGGUCUGUAAUAAAGAACUUUAUGUGAUCCCUUCCACCUCCCGCGGUGAAGAACAGGCCCUGGGCCCACACCCAUCCCCCCAGAGACACCCCUCCCUCUUUCCUCCCAGGCACCAGGGCAGCAGACAGGUGUUGGGCUGUGGGCAUCCUGCAGACCCUUGACUCUGAAAGGCUCAAGACACUACUCCCUCACCAUUAGCUGGCCCUUUGGUUCUCUGAGGCUUCACUGUGAAAAAACUGGACCAAUAAAGCUAGGGUUUGC
This is a messenger RNA of Budorcas taxicolor (takin), 1325 nucleotides long. It is a transcript of the gene TXN2, whose product is annotated as thioredoxin 2. Gene Ontology annotation, molecular function: protein-disulfide reductase activity. Lineage: Eukaryota; Metazoa; Chordata; Mammalia; Artiodactyla; Bovidae. Gene Ontology annotation, biological process: cell redox homeostasis. Bases 84 to 581 code for a protein of 165 amino acids. Gene Ontology annotation, cellular component: mitochondrion. The transcript is spliced from 4 exons. The record is from RefSeq and is a predicted model, not a curated record.